This is a messenger RNA of Leucoraja erinaceus (little skate), 4058 nucleotides long. It is a transcript of the gene syn2b, whose product is annotated as synapsin IIb. NCBI's taxonomy places the organism in Eukaryota, Metazoa, Chordata, Chondrichthyes, Rajiformes, Rajidae. Gene Ontology annotation, molecular function: ATP binding. The record is from RefSeq and is a predicted model, not a curated record. The transcript has 13 exons. Bases 48 to 1934 code for a protein of 628 amino acids. Gene Ontology annotation, biological process: neurotransmitter secretion. Gene Ontology annotation, cellular component: synaptic vesicle; synaptic vesicle membrane.
GAGGAUACAGGGGUGACUAGAGUCGUGCAGUAGCUGUCGCUCAGCGUAUGUGCAGUUGUGAUGCUGCACAUGAGCGGUCGUUAGACACACACACACACACACACACACAUAUAUAUAUAAAGGCAGGGCGCAGCAGCUCGCUGUUUGCACGGAGCUGCCAGACUUGUGGAAGUCCCCGCUCGUCUCCUGCACCUCCUGCCCGGCUUGCACCGUCUGAUUCCGCACAAAUGAUGAACUUUCUCCGCCGAAGGCUCUCCGACAGCAGCUUCAUCGCCAACCUGCCCAAUGGAUACAUGACCGACCUGCAGCGGCCGGAGACCCCGCAGCCCCCUCCGCCCGUGUCCCCGGUCCCCGACAAGAGGCAGCCGCCCCAGUCCGCUGGAAGCAGCUUCUUCUCGUCCAUCUCCAACGCUGUCAAGCAGACCACCGCGGCCGCCGCGGCCGGAUUAGCCGAGCAGACGUCCACUGGCGCUGCCAAGAAAGCCAAGAUCCUGCUCAUCGUUGACGAGCCUCACACUGACUGGGCAAAACUGUUCCGAGGAAAAAAGAUCCAUGGGGAUUAUGAUAUCAGAGUGGAACAGGCAGAAUUUGCCGAGAUUAAUCUCAUCGCUCAAGCCGAUGGUACCUGUAUGGUCGACAUGCAAGUCUUUCGAAACAGCACGAAAGUUGUCAGAUCUUUCAAGCCUGACUUUAUCAUUGUGCGACAACAUCCAUACAGCAUGGCAGAGAAUGAGGAUUUCCGUAAUAUUAUUAUAGGACUUCAGUAUGGAAGUCUACCAAGUGUGAAUUCACUAGAAUCCAUCUACAACUUCUGCGACAAGCCAUGGGUGUUUGCUCAAAUGGCGAGCAUCUACAAAAGGCUGGGUCCAGAGAAAUUUCCUCUGAUUGAACAGAUCUAUUAUCCAAAUCAUAAGGAAAUGAUAACCAUGCCAACUUUCCCUGUUGUUGUGAAGAUUGGACAUGCUCAUUCAGGCAUGGGAAAGGUGAAAGUGGAAAAUCAUUACGAUUUUCAGGACAUUGCAAGUGUGGUAGCCUUGGCCAACACCUACGCCACGACAGAACCUUUCAUAGACUCCAAAUAUGAUAUCAGGAUUCAAAAAAUAGGCAAUAAUUACAAGGCUUACAUGAGAACAUCAAUAUCUGGAAACUGGAAAACAAACACUGGGUCAGCCAUGCUUGAACAGAUUGCAAUGACAGAAAGGUACAGGCUUUGGGUCGAUGUCUGUUCCGAAAUGUUUGGAGGAUUGGAAAUCUGUGCUGUGAAGGCUGUCCAUGGAAAGGAUGGAAAGGAUUAUAUUAUUGAGGUCAUGGACUGCACUAUGCCAUUGAUUGGAGAACACCAAGCUGAAGACAGAGAACUUCUAACUGAACUGGUUUUAGCCAAGAUGAACCUACUAAUACCUAGAACACCUAUUCCAUCACCUCAGAGACCGACUGCCACACAGCAACCACAGGGUGGAAGUUUGAAGGAGGCACAGACUCAGCCAGGCUCAUUUCCACAACAGCGGCCUCCACCACAAGGGGGCUCAACACAACCCCAAGGACCACCUGCACAGAGCCAAGAUCAACUGCAGCAACACAGUGCUUCUCACGAGGGGCCACGUCUGCAAGGAGGCCCCCCACCUCAACUGCAGAGGCAGCCGAGCCAAGCGACGCAUCAACAGCCUGCUUUGCAACCCCAGAGACCACAAAGUCAACCAAUAAAGAGGCAACCGGAGCAAAAGAUGCAAGCACAGCCUCCAAUAAAAUCGCAGCCAAAGCCACCGAAGCAACAGUCACAGCCCCAUCCCCAGUUAAACAAAUCACAGUCUUUGACCAACGCAUUCAACUUUACGGAAUCAUCACUGUUUCGAUCAAAUUUAAAUGAAGAUGAAGCAAAGGCUGAAACAAUCCGUAACUUAAGGAAGUCCUUUGCCAGUUUAUUUUCUGAUUAGUCAACACUAAAUGCCGUGAUACCUUGGAUAACCCCACUUAAAUAUUACACUAAGCUGCAGCGUACUAACCUCAGUGACUUUAGAUUAAAAAAAAAAAAUUGUGCCCUAGAGUUGAAUUCUUCUUUUGUGCCGUUUGGGUGUAUAUUUUCAUUUGUACAAAGUAAGAUGUGAAAAUAUGAGCUGUUUUAGAUCAGUUAGCUACAAGAAAAAAAAUUGCUAGACAAAUCACACUCCAUUUAAGUCAGUACUAGUGUGGCUGCUGAGUGGUUUCAACAGGGGAAAUAAACUUACCUUUAGCAUAUUCACUGUGAUGUUGUGAUAUGUGCACACAGAUGCCUUAUAGUAAAUGUACAUUUCUACAGUUUAUUUUGGCGUGAAGUUUGAUAGUAUGAUGGUCAAUUAAAGUGUGCUUCUUUCUGUUCACUUCUGUGGUAAGAUGCAAUCAUAGUUAACAGACUGCUUUUGUGAUUACCUAUACUAUGCUGUGGCAAGUUGGAUACAGUAUAUAUGUUGUGGCUAAUCUACAAGUUGCUUUCAAACUGGUGAAGCGUAACAGAAGUGUACAACGGUAUUAUGUGUGUAUCAACUGAAAUCCUCGUGUAUCAUAAGGGAUUAAUAAAAAUUGAAUUCCUCAUGCACUUCCAGAAAUGUUCCUCCUAAAUGUAAUAAUUUAUGUAUACAAUUCAGGGGAGUAUCAUAAAACAGCAUGUUUAUCAUAGCUUAUCCAUGUGUAUUCAAAUACUGUGUACUAUUAUAGCAUGCAUGUUAUAUAAUCUACUUGUUGUUCCUUUGUGUUGGAUUGUUUAGUCUUUUGCGUGCUUUUCUAACCUAGCUUAACUUGUCUGAACUCAUAAAACUGAGCAUAUGUCUGGUAUAGAUAUACACAGCAAAUAAAUAAAUAUAUUUGGGGAGAUAUUGCCAAGAAAUCAUAGCAUCGCACGCAAUGCACUGAAUCACUUGUAUUAGAUUUCAGCAUUUGGAUACUUUGCUGAAGAUUCUUUAAGUAAAAACUCCAGUGAAUGUAUUCACCAGUCGUAUACCUAUCAACAUCAAGAAAAAGACAUUGGAAAAUUGGCACCUUUAGCAGCAAUCACAUACCCAUUACAGACACUGGCAUAAAUAAAGAGUUAGUCAAGGAUGUAAAAAAGAUGUAAACUUCAGUUUUAGUACAAUUUUAUUUUAAAUGUAGCGAUUUAAAGCGGGAGAAGCAAGCUAUAGAUACUGAAAGCUGAGCUUUUGUUUCAGUAUUUCACCUCUAUUAAUUUACUAACCCCACACUGAGAAACUUGUCAAACAGUUACCAUUUCAGAUCAAUGACCUUUCAUAAGAACUGGAAAAGUGAGAAAACAGGUGUGUUGUAAGUUGCAGUCACGGGAAGAGGUGGAGGUAACAUAAAGCAUGUCUGUGAAGGGUGGAGACCACAAGAUUCCGUGACACAAAAUGCCAUUGACGCUAUCUACGAGAGAGGGGUAAAUGCUUCUCGGUCAAAGCCCACCCGUCUCGAGAAGGCGUAAACAGAAGAGGACAAUGAGAGGGGAAAAACAAUGUUGGAACUAUGGGAUGCACAACACUGGGAUUAUGCUGCUGGGAUUAUGAAGUAAAAGAAAAUACUGGAAAUUCUUAUCGUGAAGUGGAAUCUGUAGAGAGAGAACUACAGGGUUAAUAUUACAGUUGGAUGAUCUGAUAUCAGCACUAAUACAUUGCUAUCAACAAUUUUAGAUAACCAGCUUUUCUUGUUUAUGUCAAAACAGGCCAUUUCCUCACCCUGCAUUUUUUUUUCUCUUUCAAAGGAUCACUUAAUACCCUUUGGAAAUUUUCUAUUGAAUUAUUUUUGGCAUGUUAAUCCUAAAUAUUUCUUCACAUUUGAUUGAUUGAUUAAAAUACGUAGCAUGGAAACAGGUCCUUUGGCUCAUCAAGACUACAUUAACCAUCGAUCACCCGUUCACAAUAGUUCUAUGUUGCACCCACUCCUUACACACUAGGGUCAAUUUAACCUACAAACCCACACGUCUAUGGGAUGUGGGAGAAAACCAGAGUAUCCAGAGGAGACCUAUGUGGUCACAGGAGAACAUGCAAACUCCAGACGGAGAGCACCCGAGAUCGGGAUCGAACUGGAGUCACUGU